AUGGUAAACGGGGCUCAAAACGCAGAUCCGUCAUCACCUGGUCUGCUUCAGGGAGAGGAGUCGACCCAGGACUUCGUCGGCACCCAUCACGACAACUACCUUGAGUCCUCUAGCAGCUCACAGGACAGAUCAUCGAUAGACGUCGCACCGCAGAUGUUUUCAGAUAUCUACGCGCAGACACUUCCGGUCCUCCUUUCUGCCGGAGAGAUCCCGUCCUUGUUGCGCAGCAUGCAUUGUGUCCUCAAGCCGCUAGGCACGCUGCACCUAAUUCUCAUGGACCCCCUACCAGUGGAGGCAACGCUGGGACCACGGAUGAGGGCUUGGCUGGAGGAACAUCUGCUGAUCAAUUUAGAGCGACAGUUUCGGUGCGUAAACCCGACAACACAAUUUCUGCCGUGGCUCCGGGACGCACAUUUCCAGCUUGGAGAGGGUGACAAAGUGGUGAGCAGGUUUCCGGCUGCUUUGCCUGACGUGUCUGGUGACAGCAGCAUUUCCAGAGAAGUGUCUUCAGUCAAAUUGGGCAAUGGAAAGGGCAAAGAGAAGGCCGAUAAAAACGAACAAGGCACAAACGACAGGCAGCUCCGACUGCUUCACAAUAUUGUUGGACAGAAGCUGUGGCAGGAUAUAUGGGGGUCAUAUGUGACGGCAGACCGGUGGUGGUGGGAGGAUGCGUUGUGCCGCGAAGAAUGCCUCAGACUGGAGACAGCGUGGGAGUAUCACAUCCUGGGUGCCGUCAAAAAGAGCAUGGCGCCAGGGGGUGGAAGGAACUAG
Messenger RNA from Grosmannia clavigera kw1407, 771 nucleotides. RefSeq lists its product as uncharacterized. The coding region runs from base 1 to 771 and encodes 256 amino acids. The record is from RefSeq and is a predicted model, not a curated record. NCBI's taxonomy places the organism in Eukaryota, Fungi, Ascomycota, Sordariomycetes, Ophiostomatales, Ophiostomataceae. The transcript is spliced from 2 exons.